AACACACCACUCCUUCUCUUCCCAACCCCCUCUCUCCAUCUCCAUCACUGUCAAGCAAGGGGAGCACCAAGAAAGAGGAGAGGAGAGGGGAGGAGGAUGGAGCUGGAUGAGCAGGCCUUCUUGGAGGAGCUCUUCUCGCUGAGGAGGGACGCCACGGCGUGGGAGUGCAAUGCCAUGGGGGACUUCUUCUCCCCGGCAUGCGGGGCCGCCGCCAUGGGUGACUGCUUCCAGGACCGCCACCAGCCCACCGUCAGCGUCCUGCCCACCUUCACCGCCUCCUACGACCCGCAGCAUCAACAGCACCAGCAGGCGGGUGUGGGGUUCGACUGCCUCAGCGAGGUCUACGGCGGAGCCACGCCCUUCGCCAAUGCCGUCGCCGGCGGGUACGGCGAGAUGGGGUUCCUCGGCGCGAUGGACCCCAAGGCGGCGGCGGAGGGGACGGCCGGCCUCGGCGCCUGCAAGGUGGAGCCCGGGCUGGCGGCGGGGGCGGACGGCGGCCCGUUCGGCCAGGGCCAGAUGUCGGCGGCGCCGGCGUCGAGGAAGAAGCGGGUGGAGGGCAUGCCGUCCAAGAACCUGAUGGCCGAGCGCCGCCGCCGGAAGCGCCUCAACGACCGCCUCUCCAUGCUCCGGUCCGUCGUUCCCAAGAUCAGCAAGAUGGACAGGACGUCGAUCCUGGGGGACACCAUCGACUACAUGAAGGAGCUGCUGGAGAGGAUCCGGCGGCUGCAGGAGGAGAUGGACGGACCGGAGGCGGCGGCGGCGGCGGCGCCGCUGCUGAGCGUGUUCCGGGAGCUCAACCCCAACGAGAUGCUCGCCAGGAACACCCCCAAGUUCGAGGUGGAGCGCAAGGAGGGGGAGGAGGGCGACACCCGGGUGGAGAUCUACUGCGCGGCCAAGCCGGGGCUGCUGCUGUCGACGGUGAGCACCCUGGACACGCUCGGCCUCGACAUCCAGCAGUGCGUCGUCAGCUGCUUCAACGACUUCGCCAUGCACGCAUCCUGCUCCGAGAUGCAGAGGGAGAUGAUGAGCGCGGACGCCAUCAAGCAGGAGCUGUUCAAGAACGCCGGCUACGGAGGCGGCUGCUUGUAGAGAGACGGGCAAGAAGCAGCAGCAGCACCAUGACCACCAUGACCAGCAGCAGGAGAAGCAGGAAGGAUAAUAAAGUAGAAGUAGCUGUAGCUGUAGCAGUAGCAGUGAGUAGAAUUAGCACUUAGCAGCUGGUAGCAGCAGUGGCGAAAAAGGCCGGGCAAAAGAUUCGGGAGAGGCCCUUUUUUUCCGCAGACGAUAGCCGCCGUGUCGCUCGCCGUGAUCAAAAUUCUCUCCUGUUAACAACAACAAAGAUCGGCGAGCGCCUUUCCGAUGAUUGAUUGACGACGACGAUGA
This is a messenger RNA of Hordeum vulgare subsp. vulgare (domesticated barley), 1383 nucleotides long. Its product is annotated as transcription factor BHLH3-like. Bases 97 to 1089 code for a protein of 330 amino acids. Gene Ontology annotation, biological process: regulation of DNA-templated transcription. Gene Ontology annotation, cellular component: nucleus. The record is from RefSeq and is a predicted model, not a curated record. Lineage: Eukaryota; Viridiplantae; Streptophyta; Magnoliopsida; Poales; Poaceae. Gene Ontology annotation, molecular function: protein dimerization activity; sequence-specific DNA binding; DNA-binding transcription factor activity. The transcript has 4 exons.